AUGGUUUUCCCACCCGCAGCUCUCGACUCUGUGAACUGGAACCAGUUGGGUUUGUCUGUUACAGAUGCAGUCAACGGUCAUGUGGAGUCCAAGUACACGGUAGCAAACGGCACAUGGAGCGAGCCAACCUUUGUGGCCUCCCCAUUCAUGCAAAUCCAUGGCCUCAGUCCAGCUCUGAACUAUGGCCAACAAGCCUACGAAGGCCUAAAAGCGCACCGUGGGCCCAAAGGCGAUAUCAAUCUUUUCCGCCUCAACUCACACGCAGCCCGCAUGAACAACUCCGCCGCGUAUGUUUCCAUCCCUGAGAUCCCAGAGGAGCACUUCAUGAAGUGCGUGAAGCUGGCCGUCGCGCGCAAUGGCGAAUGGGUAGCUCCGCACGGCUCUGAAGCACUCCUCUACAUCCGUCCUCUUGUGUUCGGCUCAAGUGGACAUCUGAGCUUGACUGCGCCAACGGAGUAUACAUUUGCCGUGUUUACCCAGCCUGGCAAUACAUACCAUGGCGUGCAGCCGCUUCCUGCUUGUGUGAUUGAGGGCUUCGAUCGCGCCGCUCCUCGCGGCACUGGCGGCGCGAAGGUCGGUGGUAAUUAUGCGCCAGUCAUCCGCCACACAGACAAGGCGCGUACGCAAGGCUACCAUGUCACUCUGCAUCUGGAUGCACAGACGCGUACUUGUAUCGAAGAGUUCUCGACGUCGGGAUUCAUUGGUAUCAAGAAGCUUGGCGACCAGGUCGUCGUUGUUGUGCCCGACAGCAAGAACAUCGUGCAGUCCAUCACGUCCGACUCGUGUCUCGCGUUGGCUGAGAGUUUUGGCUGGCGCGUGGAAAAGCGCGAGAUUCCGUGGAGUGAGUGCAGGUUUUUCGACGAGGUUAUCGCUGUUGGCACUGCGGCGUCGCUGUUGCCAAUUCGUUCUCUGGUGAGACACUCGACGGAUCAGAAGUUUGUGUAUGGCGAGAAAACGGGCGAGUGUACGGCGAGGCUUUCGGGUGCUCUGAGGGAUAUUAUGAGGGGGAAUAUUGAGGAUCCCUUCGGUUGGGUGGACGUUGUGAAGGAGGAGGAUUUGCUGCUGCCGAAGGAGGAGAAGGUCGAGGAACCUGCUAUGAACGGUGUUAACAUGGAGCUGCCGAUUGAGAUUGGCGUGCAGGAGAAGAGUGGUGCGAUAGUGAGUGCGCCGGUCGAAGUGCAGGUUGGGGCAUAG
This is a messenger RNA of Parastagonospora nodorum SN15, 1194 nucleotides long. RefSeq lists its product as hypothetical. The transcript has 2 exons. Gene Ontology annotation, biological process: branched-chain amino acid metabolic process. The coding region runs from base 1 to 1194 and encodes 397 amino acids. Gene Ontology annotation, molecular function: branched-chain-amino-acid:2-oxoglutarate transaminase activity. Lineage: Eukaryota; Fungi; Ascomycota; Dothideomycetes; Pleosporales; Phaeosphaeriaceae. The record is from RefSeq and is a predicted model, not a curated record.